UCUUAAGUCAAUGUGCUGUAUUAGCUUAAAUAUCUGAUAUAGUCAACGUUUCUAAACAAUGAAAGGAAAACGGUUCAAUUAAAUAACAUCACAAGGUUACGUACAGAACUGCUCACACUCUCGCUUGUCAUUUAGUUCAGUUUUCUUAUUUGACAUUGCCUUGUAUGAAUUUACUUUAAAUGUCACAGGCACAAACUGAAAUUAUUUUGAUAAAGUAGGCCUACGCACGUGGAUUCCAACAUAAUUUCCGGGUUGACUAGGGGGAAAUCCGUGGUAAUUUUUCAAAACCAAGAGAGCUAUUGUUUUGUGAAAGUUCUGUGUAGUGUAGUUUUAUUCACGACAGUGAAUGCAACCUGUUGAAAACGUUGUUGCUUUUAAAUCAGCGCGAGAUAAUCUAACAAAAUUAUAAAGAAUAAUUUCAUUUUUCUGCAAUUAAACUUAAGGGUCUGAUUGAGAACCAAAUUACUUUCAGCAACAGUAGCUUAGGCUAUCAUGGCAACGGGAGCGACGGGGGACCUUGCUGAUGCUUCAUCUACGCCGGGUGAAAAUGAAUACCCGUCUGGCUUUCCGCAUAGCAUCUGCGACGAUGUGCCUCAGGACAAGUAUCUAUGCAGCAAUUGCAACAACGUCCUCAACAAAGCUCACCAAACUAUGUGUGGUCAUCGCUACUGCCUCGCUUGUGUCAACUGGUUGGUGCGGAACAACAAGAACCUUAUGUGUAAGAAAUGCAGAGAAGAGGACCGAUGCCUUGAAGGCAAUAACAGCCUGCUUACUCCAGACAAUGUGUUUCAUGAUGCUGCCAUCAACAAGGAGAUCCUGGAGCUGAAGGUGCACUGUGCCAACCAGGGCUGCAGCUGGAAAGGUGUACUAAAGGACUAUGAGGAACACCAGAGUGGGUGUGACCAUGCUUUGAUCCCCUGCAACAUUGGCUGCGGUCACAUGGUAGAGAGGAAGAAGUUGGCCUCUCACCUCAAGAAUGACUGUCCCAACAACAUGUCUCCCAGUCCUACCUGCUCCCAAACAAUAAGCCUGACAGAGCCGCAGAAGCACUUAUGUUCAAGUCCUUCCGAGGAAAUGGGUCCCACCACCGCCCAGGGGGCAGAGGAGAGUCAGAAGCCUUCAAAAUCCACGAAAAGACAGCAGUGCUGUUUUUCUGAAGUUGGGUGUAGGUUCAAGGGAACCAAAGAGGUUGUCCAAAAUCAUGAGGCGUCCGCUCACCUGGGCCACCUUCAGCUUCUGCUCCAUGCCACCAGCACCCUGCAGGCCUCCCAGCUGACAGGAAAGGGCUGCACCCCAGAUGCCCAACUGAGACAGGCCCUGGCUGCUCUCCACCUGCAAGGGGACGUGGAGGCAGAUGGUGGGUUGGAGGCUGGCCAGGAGGGUGUGGGAGACCCUGUGGAGUCUGCAAAGGCCCAUUGCCUGCAGGAUGACCAGGCAGCCAUGCUUUUUGGGCAGCAGCUUGAGGAACUACUUCAGAGGGUCCAGGUGUAUGAGAACAUUGUCACUGUAUUAAACCGCGAGGUGGAGAAGACCCAGCUUACUGUGGCUUCACUUAAGCAGCAGAACCAGAACAACCAGGACAUGAUUCAGCACCUGGAGCUAAAGGUCUCGGAGCACCAGCAAAAGCUGGCUAUGAAGGAUACCAUUAUUAGCUCUCUGUGCCAGCGAAUCACUGCACAAGAGGACGUGUCCUACAACGGUACCUUUCUCUGGAGGGUGUCUGACCUCAGCCGGAAGAUGAAUGAGGCAGCCUCCGGGCACAGGAACAACCUGUACUCUCCUGCAUUCUACACCGCGCAGUACGGCUUCAAGGCGUGCAUGCGGCUGUACCUGAAUGGGGAUGGGGUGGGCAAAGGCACUCACAUCUCCCUGUUCUUCGUGGUCAUGAAGGGAGAGUAUGAUGCCCUUCUGUCAUGGCCAUUUAAGCACAAGGUCACCUUCUUCCUCCUUGAUCAGAACCAGAAGGAGCAUGUGAUUGAUGCCUUCAAGCCAGAUCUGUCUUCUUCAUCCUUCCAUCGACCUGUCUCUGACAUGAAUGUGGCCAGUGGCCGCCCACUCUUCUUCCCCUUAGCAAAACUGCGCUCCCCCAGACAUGCCUAUGUUAAGGAUGACACGCUCUUUAUUAAGUGCAUUGUGGACACCACUUCCUGAGUCUCAGGUGGUAGAAUGGCAGCUAUUAUGGCAGCUUUUCAGCCACCCUUUGUGGUGAAUUUAAUCUGUGAACUACAGAGCAAUGACAAGUGUAUAUAUAUAUAUAUAUAUACUUUUUAUUGAACCCCAUGGGGUAAUUUGUCCUCUGCAUUUGACCCAUUCUAGUUGCUUAGGAGCAGUGGGCAGCUGCCUCUCUGUGCUGCGCCCAGGGAAUGCUUACCGUAGAUCUUUAUUUAGGGUUAGCAUGAUGAUUAUUAUCAUAACUUUGGGUUACAGUUAAAAUUCUGACCUACAGAGCAGUGCUUAUGGUAGGGUAACUUUCAGAGAUAACAAACAGCACUUCUGAAAAGCUAUGUGUGGACACAUUUAUUUUCAGCUUUUUAUAUUUAAUUUAUUUUUUAAUUAUUUAGAAAUCUAUCGUUUUGAAUGUUUUGAACUCAGAACAAAGCUAUGCAUAAUUUAUACAUCUAUGUGAAUUAUUGGCAUCAUUCAUUAUGGCAUUGCAUUAGCUGAAUGUUUGCUUUAUGUAAUGAGCUUUAAAGAUAUAGGUAUAAUAUUUAGUUUUUAAACUGUUUAAACUUUUUUGAACUUUUUGUUUGUUUACAGUGUCAAUAGCUAUUUUUGUAUGGGUCAAUGGUGUGACAUUGUGAUUGAGAUUGUGUCUGAAUGCAGUAUUUACCAGAAAGAAAAAUAAAUAUGUACACAUUCUGUGAUAUGUAACUGUACUCCUUCCCCAUUAUUGGACCAUAAAAGUACUUAUGGUGACCUGUGAUAAAUGUAGGGACUUCUCUCAUUUACCAGAGUAAGAAUGUAAUGUAACUGACAGGUAACUCCAAACUGAAAGUGUUUUUAAAAUGUCAAAUAUCAUAAUAAAGUUAUGACACAAGGUA
Messenger RNA from Anguilla anguilla (European eel), 3041 nucleotides. RefSeq names its product TNF receptor-associated factor 1 (gene traf1). Gene Ontology annotation, molecular function: ubiquitin protein ligase binding; tumor necrosis factor receptor binding; zinc ion binding. The record is from RefSeq and is a predicted model, not a curated record. Gene Ontology annotation, cellular component: cytoplasmic side of plasma membrane; plasma membrane signaling receptor complex. The coding region runs from base 493 to 2151 and encodes 552 amino acids. Lineage: Eukaryota; Metazoa; Chordata; Actinopteri; Anguilliformes; Anguillidae. The transcript is spliced from 10 exons. Gene Ontology annotation, biological process: protein K63-linked ubiquitination; tumor necrosis factor-mediated signaling pathway; regulation of canonical NF-kappaB signal transduction.